This is a messenger RNA of Protopterus annectens (West African lungfish), 1279 nucleotides long. RefSeq names its product RAS like proto-oncogene B (gene RALB). The transcript has 8 exons. Gene Ontology annotation, molecular function: GTP binding; GTPase activity; GDP binding. Lineage: Eukaryota; Metazoa; Chordata; Ceratodontiformes; Protopteridae. Gene Ontology annotation, cellular component: plasma membrane. The coding region runs from base 540 to 1160 and encodes 206 amino acids. Gene Ontology annotation, biological process: Ras protein signal transduction. The record is from RefSeq and is a predicted model, not a curated record.
GACAAAUCUUACUGAAACUUGAACUGAGUUAGAGACGCUAGGAUCUAGUAACUCUGUUUUAGUUGUAUCUCUGGAGGGUUAAUGCUUUCAUGAAACGAUUUUCAAAAACUGGAUACCAGUAAUGCGAAAUGAAGAAAGUGCACUGUAGACAGGAGCAGAACUUGGAGCUUGCAACGCAGUAAUUUGGCUAAGUUACAGCUAACGGAGUAAGUGGAAGUGCGUUUGGUGUUACUGCCAAAGGAUGCAUUACAGAUGAAUAGAGACAUUUGCUGAGGACAGAACACAUUGGUCUGUAUGAGGGCAACCUUCACAUUGAAUUUUGUCUCCAUAAAUCUGAGGAACUAAACAGGCAGACUUUUGUUUACUGUGAUAGGAAACUUGGCCAUCUCAUAAUCUGGACAGUAGAAGUAUCAGCAGGCUUUCUUCAGGUUGAGUGAGCAACAAAGACAAGUUGUUUCAUUUGUUAAAAGUAUUCUGCAGUGAGAGCAAGAGAUCCCUGCUGUUUCAGUGCUUCACCUCUGUGACAGAAGUAGAAGAACAUGGCUGCUAACAAGGCCAAGAACCAGAAUUCUCUUGUUCUACACAAAGUAAUUAUGGUGGGCAGUGGCGGUGUCGGUAAAUCAGCUUUGACCCUUCAGUUUAUGUAUGAUGAGUUUGUGGAAGAUUAUGAACCAACAAAAGCUGACAGCUACAGAAAAAAAGUAGUACUUGAUGGCGAAGAAGUACAGAUUGACAUUUUGGACACAGCUGGACAGGAGGACUAUGCAGCCAUUAGGGACAACUACUUCCGCAGUGGAGAGGGAUUUCUACUUGUCUUUUCAAUAACAGAACAGGAAUCCUUCACAUCAGCAGCAGAAUUUAGGGAACAAAUCCUACGUGUGAAGGCAGAAGAGGAUAAAAUCCCAUUGCUUCUUGUUGGAAACAAGUCUGACUUGGAAGAACGACGACAGGUUACGAUAGAUGAAGCCAGAGUCAAAGCAGAGGAGUGGAAUGUGCAGUAUGUUGAGACGUCUGCCAAAACAAGAGCUAAUGUAGAUAAAGUAUUUUUUGAUCUGAUGAGAGAAAUAAGAGCAAAGAAGAUGUCUGAAAACAAUGAAAAGAAUGUGAAAAAAAGCGGGAAGAAUAAGAAGAGUUUUAAAGAUCGCUGCUGUUUACUGUGAUGCUCAAACAUGUUUGCAAAGUCUUUCACUAAAGUAAUUCAUUUUGCCACUAAAACAUUUAGGUAUCUUUUAAUCAGAGAAUGCGAGAUCAUGUAAUAAAAUGUAUGUCUGUCAUGUCA